Messenger RNA from Nematolebias whitei (Rio pearlfish), 5574 nucleotides. It is a transcript of the gene plxnb2b, whose product is annotated as plexin b2b. Gene Ontology annotation, biological process: negative regulation of cell adhesion; positive regulation of axonogenesis; semaphorin-plexin signaling pathway involved in axon guidance. NCBI's taxonomy places the organism in Eukaryota, Metazoa, Chordata, Actinopteri, Cyprinodontiformes, Rivulidae. The record is from RefSeq and is a predicted model, not a curated record. Gene Ontology annotation, cellular component: semaphorin receptor complex. Gene Ontology annotation, molecular function: protein binding; semaphorin receptor activity.
UACCUGUGAUUGAAGUGUCCAGUAAGCACCCACUGUGCAGGCACUGCUGCACCCUUCUCUGUUCCGCUCCGACAGCCAAGACGCUUGCUGCACCCCUGUCUGCCUUUCCCUAAAAUGGACAGCUUGGUCUACCUUCUCCUCUUCUUUUUGUGCCAGUACAAGUUGCAAGCCCUGAAGGAGAAUCACAACAUUCCAGUUCUGGAGUUCACGUCGGAGACCGUCAUUAACAAUGUGGUCCAGGACCCCCAGACAGGCCGCAUUUACCUGGGAGCAGUCAAUGCAAUCUUCCAACUUGGGCCGACUCUCCACCUUGAAGCUCGCGUUGAGACCGGCCCCAAAGUAGAUGCCCGUACCUGCACACCUCCAGCUUCAGCCUGCCAGAAGACUAUGUUCAUGGAUAACCUCAACAAGCUUCUGCUCAUCCACCCAUCCAAUGGCUCCCUCAUAGUCUGCGGCAGUCGCUACAGAGGCAUUUGCUCCCUUCUCAACCUUUCAAAUGUGGAGCAGCAGCUGUAUUACAGUGACAGUAAAGGAGAGAGGACUUAUGUUGCCAGCAUAGAGGACAAUGUUAAUGUAGUAGGAGUAGUGUCUACAUAUGAAAAAGAUGGACACACCUUUGACGUGUUUCUGGUUGGCAAGGGCUAUGGAGAACUGGACAGUACGAAACUCAUCAGCACACGAAUUCUUCAGGACUACAAGGAAUGGGUCGUGUUUGAGAGCAUCAUUGAAGCUUCUGCAGUACAGACGACACCAUUUGCUCCCAAGUACCUGCAUGUCUUCCGGUAUGCCUUCAAAGACAAUGGCUUUGUUUAUUUCCUUUUUUCACGGACACUUGAUGGUACGGAUAUUAAAAACCUAACCUUUGUUUCCCGUCUUUGUGAAAACGAUCCCCAUUACUAUUCCCACACCGAGCUGCAGUUAAACUGUGGACCAAAUAACCAGUACAACAAAGUCCAAGCUGCUUUUGUGGCUUCUCCAGGCAAAGAACUGGCUCGGGCCAUGACUGAAUCAGGUUUGUACGGGAAAGUAGUCCCAUGGAAUAAAGUCCUGUUUAUGGUGGCCAGUUCAGAUGAGGAUGAACAUAAAUCUGGUCUCUGCAUGUAUCCCCUUAACUUCAUCAAUGAGAAGCUGGUGGAUAUCAUCACCGCUUGUUACAGUGACUCUGGAAAGAUUUCAGGAGAUUCUGCGGUGGACGUCCCCUACUCAUCAUUCAAAACAGAUGUUUGCUCAUCAAAAAUGGCAAAGGACAUGUUGGAAAACUACAAAUGUGGUGCAGAAUUUCUGGCUUCCCCUCUGACAAGCAAACCAAAAUUUGCCUUAAAGGCAAAUGCAGUGUGGAGCACAUCAAGCCUUCUGACCUCUGUGGCUGUUGCUGUGGAAAAUGAUCAUACCAUUGCCUUCUUGGGCAAUAACCAGGGAGAGGUCUUCAAGGUACACCUGAACACAGAGGCAGACGAGUACAGCAAGGCUCCUGGUGACACCUUUGGGGAGAAGGUCAACAAGAACCUGUUUUUUGAUCUUGCUCACAGCCACCUCUAUAUUACCACAGAGAAAAAGAUCACCAAAGUGCCGGUGCAGACGUGCCUCCAAAAGACAGACUGCCAGUCCUGCGUGGCACUGAGGGAUCCUUACUGUGGCUGGUGUGUCCUGGAGGGCAGGUGCACCAGAAGGUCUGAGUGCCGGCGGGCAGAGGAGAAGAACGGCUGGCUGUGGAGCCCCAAGCAGCAGUGUGUUAAGAUCGUAUCUUUCUAUCCCUCAAACCUUUCUUGCAAAAAGACAGACAAGUUACAGAUCAACAUUCCAUCUCUUCCUGCAAUCGGACCUUCUGACCAUCUUCAAUGCAACAUUGAUUCGUUUCGCAGUGAAGGCACCAUGCUGGACUCCAGUCAGGUCUCCUGUUCUCUACCACCACCCCACCAUAUACCACAGACACCCGAGGACCAAGUUCUCCUAUGAUAAGUCGUCAGAGACCAAUGUUCUGUUUUACGUGAAGGACAAGGAGACUGGCAAGAAGAUGGACAGUGCACUGAACGUCACCCUGUACAAUUGCUCCAUGGGGAGGGAAGACUGUAGUCUCUGCAAGUACGCUGACCUGAAGUACAGGUGUGUGUGGUGCAGCAAGCAGAAGGCGUGCGUAUACGAGAAGCUCUGUGCUCAACAGCAGGGGGAUCCCCACAUCACUGAGUGCCCCAACCCGCAGAUCACUGAUAUCAUCCCCCGUUACGGCCCCAUGCAAGGAGGCAUCUCCAUUACCAUACGUGGCUCCAACCUUGGCAUUCAUAAGGAGGACAUUAAAAGCAUCACAGUGGUAGGAGAGCCCUGCAGACACCGAGAGGACAAGUAUGCUGUCUCCACCAGGACCCAAUUCUAGAUGGAGUGAAGCCAACCAAAGGUCCCAAAGCCGGGGGCACACUCAUCACUAUUUCAGGAAAAUUUUUGGACACCGGCAAUAAGGAGGAUGUCCAGGUUAACAUUGGAGGCGUGGACUGUGCUGUGGAGAACUUCGGAGAAGUGAUUACCUGCAGGACUGGUGAAUACCGAGCAGAUAAGGUGCCUUCUGACCUUCUCCCUGUCACAAUUCGCUAUGGGAAGAGUACCACAAAAACCAUCGCAGAUGAUGCCUUCCAGUUCAUGGAAAACCCAACUGUACUGGAUCAUCAGCCUAAAGGAAGCUUUGUCUGUGGAGGGAGGAACAUUGUGAUAACUGGCUCUGGAUUUGACCUCAUUCAGACUGCGAUCAUGAACGUCCUGGUAGACAACUCAUCUGCUGUUGAGUACGCCCAUGCGAAGAGCGACACAGUCAUCCAGUUUAAUUCUCCAACAAUAAAUGUCUCUGUGAGCCAGCAUGUCAGCACCUUUAUCCUGCUGGACAACUGGAGAAAGGAGCUCAAGCCUUUCGAUUACCACCCUGACCCCAGCUUCAACGAACUGACCAAGACCGUCUUCACUGAGACCAGCAUCAUCAGCGUAACUGGUCGAGGUUUCUCCAGAGCAAUGACUGCCAGAGAGGCUCAAGCGUUUGUCGGUGACGUUCAGUGUCUGGUCAACACACUUCAGGAUGACAAACUGUUCUUGGACCCACCUUCCACUUCGCCGCGCGCGCGCUCCAGACGGCAGCGUCGAGACACCCGGCCCGAGCUGCUGGACCUGAUGAUCAAGUUUGGAAAAGGAGAGUGGGUGGUGGGCUCAGUGCAGUACGAAAAGAAGAAUGAUUUGUCCCUGUACAUCAUCAUCCCUGCCGUGAUCGUGCCCAUGCUGCUCAUCAUCAUCAUUUCUGUCUACUGCUACAGGAGAAAGAGUCAGCAGGCAGAAAGGGAAUAUGAGAAAGUGAAACACCAGCUUGACAACCUGGAGGAAAGUGUACGAGAACGCUGCAAGAAAGAAUUCACAGACUUGAUGAUUGAGAUGGAGGACCACACGAAUGACGUGAGUGAGGGACGAAUCCCCUUUCUGGACUACAAGACUUACACAGACAGGGUGUUCUUCCUGCCCUCCAAGGAUGGUGCCAACGAUGUGAUGAUCACAGGGAAGCUGGACAUCCCAGAGGCUCGAAAAGCCACAGUGACACAAGCGCUCAACCAGUUCUCCAACCUGCUGAACUCCAAGACAUUCCUCAUAAAUUUUAUUCGUACCCUGGAGCACAGUAACGACUUUAACGCCAGGGCCAAAGUGUACUUUGCCUCCCUGCUGACAGUGGCUCUGCACGGGAAGCUGGAAUACUACACUGACAUUAUGAGAACCCUGUUGCUGGAACUGAUGGAGGAAUAUGUCCACAGCAAGAACCCCAAACUGAUGCUGCGCAGGUCAGAGACUGUGGUGGAAAGAAUGCUGUGUAACUGGAUGUCAAUCUGCCUUUACCAGUUUUUGAAGGACUCUGCUGGCGAGCCCUUGUACAAACUGUUCCGGGCAAUCAAGCACCAGAUUGAAAAAGGGCCCGUGGACGUGAGAGUGAAGAAAGCCAAAUACACCCUGAACGACACGGGCCUGUUGGGCGAUGAUGUCGAAUACUCCGUCUUGACCCUGCAAGUGCUGGUUCAAGGCGAGGGUCCAGAUGUGACGCCCGUCAAGGUGCUGAACUGUGACACCGUCUCACAAGUAAAAGAGAAGAUCAUCGAGCAAGUGUACAGAAAUGUACCUUACUCCCAGCGGCCCAAGGUUGACAGCGUCACACUGGAGUGGCGCCCUGGCUCAACGGGGCAGAUUUUAUCAGAUCUCGACUUGACCUCCCAGAAAGAAGGCAGGUGGAGGCGCAUCAACACCCUGGCACAUUACAAUGUGCGAGAUAAUGCCAUAUUAGUUUUGUCCCGGGUCGUACAUACGCAGCAGAGCUAUGAUCAAAACCAGGAAAAUCACGAAGAGCGAAAUGCUCUGUUGGAUGAUGAUAAAGUGUUUCACUUGGUGAGGCCAGCAUACGAACUGGAUGAGCUCAAAUCUAAACGAGGAAGUAUAAAGGACAAGUCGAUGACCAAAGCCAUUACGGAGAUCUAUUUAACACGGCUACUUUCUGUCAAGGGAACACUCCAGCAGUUUGUAGACGACUUUUUCCGCAGUGUGCUGUGCUCUGGAGCAGUGGUCCCACCAGCUGUCAAAUAUUUCUUUGACUUUCUGGACGAGCAAGCGCUGAAACAGUGUGUGGACGAGGAGACCGUCCAUAUCUGGAAGACUAAUAGCCUUCCUUUGAGAUUCUGGGUCAACAUCCUUAAAAAUCCCCACUUCAUCUUUGAUGUCCAUGUGUCCGAAGUGGUGGACGCUUCACUGUCCGUCAUCGCCCAGACCUUCAUGGAUGCUUGCACCAAGAGCGAGCACAAACUCAGCCGGGACUCUCCUAGUAACAAACUACUCUAUGCAAAGGAGAUAUCCACCUAUAAGAAGAUGGUGGAUGACUAUUACAAGGGCAUCAGGCAGAUGGUCUCCGUCAGUGAUCAGGACAUGAACACUCAUUUGGCGGAAGUGUCACGGUCUCACACAGACAAACUGAACACACAAGUGGCUCUCCAUCAGCUUUACCAGUACGCCAGCAAAUACUAUGAUGGGAUCAUCGCCUCUCUGGAUGAGGAUCCAGCUGCGCAGAGUAAACAGCUGACCCUGCGGCUGCAGCAGAUUGCAGCUGCCCUGGAAAACAAAGUGACUGAUCUCUAACCCACUGAAGCAAAGGAGAAGAGGGAUAUUGCCAGUGACUACAGGGGCUUAUUUCUUUUCUGUGCAUAAAUGAUGGAAAUAAGAAAUUUAAGAGGGGACUCUUUUUGUGUCUAUGUUGUACGGCUUGGCCCUGAAGUAGCUUUGGUUCUGUGAGUACCGGGGACUAACUAAAUGCACACAGGAAGAAAUGAUGGGUGGUUCUGUCAUAGGUACGCCUUAAAUCUCACUUGCCAAAACUCAACUGUCUGAACCCUCUCUCAUGCUUCACCACGCACUGCUCCACAGUGCAGCAUGAGACCUCUCUCUGAGAAGUAAGCCCCUCUGUGAAGCACUGGUUUGACAGAUAAUCACAUGUUGAAUUUCUCUGUGUCAAAAAAGGUUUAAAGAGUUGUAUUAUAUAUUUUUUUUAAUCGUGCAGUCUUUAUUCAGAAAGCU